This is a messenger RNA of Stegostoma tigrinum, 7324 nucleotides long. RefSeq names its product polyhomeotic-like protein 2. Gene Ontology annotation, molecular function: protein binding; zinc ion binding. The record is from RefSeq and is a predicted model, not a curated record. Lineage: Eukaryota; Metazoa; Chordata; Chondrichthyes; Orectolobiformes; Stegostomatidae. The coding region runs from base 561 to 3197 and encodes 878 amino acids. The transcript has 18 exons. Gene Ontology annotation, cellular component: PRC1 complex; nucleus.
AAUGCAAAUGAAUUGUAGAAUUUUUCUUUGCUGGUGUGUAGGAAGAACGAGUGGGAAUGGUGUAGUGUGUCAGUUCAUUUUCCAGGCAGGAGGUGAGGUUACAAUCUGAAGGGUUUAGUUUGAAGGAUGUUUGGGAGCAGUGAUUGGAUUCUAACCAGCUGCGUGGAUCCUUUCCGUGAUGACACCAGUUUCCAAAUUAGGUUCGCUGUGUUGUCAUGCCCGUGGAUUGAUGUGUGGUGGUGGGGACUGAAUGCUUCACUUGGUGUGUCUAAGUGCUUUGCUGUUAAAAGAGAAGCAAGUCGUCUGGCUUAAAAUUGAUGAGCAGCCUCUGUGAUGUCCCUGGUUGGAAGAAUUUUCAGAACACGAAAUGCAGCAACUGAGAAAUGAUCAGACCUACGCUCUCCUUACUCCCGACCCUGCUGCCUGCUUUCCCAAGAUCUACCGUCAGAAACGGCACCUCCGACCUGUGUCUCCCAGUAAUAUAGGAGGGUGCAGCCAGGAUUUGGAGAAUUGAAGCUCUCGUCGUGAUCAGUGGGGAGUAGUUUGCAAGCUCUGUCAUCAUGGAGAGUGAACAGAAUCCACCUCCCACCAACACUAACAGCAGUACCCGUCCACAGGUGCCCCAGAUCUCUGUCUACAGCAGCUUGCCUGAGCGCCAGGCUGUCCAGGUGAUCCAGCAGGCUCUCCAUCGCCAGCCCAACACUGCCGCUCAGUACCUCCAGCAGAUGUAUGCUGCCCAACAGCAGCACCUCAUGCUGCAAACUGCAGCCCUACAACAGCAGCACCUGAGCAGCGCCCAGCUGCAGAGCCUGGCAGCAGUGCAGCAGGCUAGUUUAGCUGCCAAUAGACAGGGAUCAUCGCCGAAUGGGAAUGUCUCGCAGCAACCCGUCUCUUCCCAGACAACUAUUAACCUCGCGACAUCCCCUGCUGCUGCUCAGUUGAUCAGCCGUGCUCAAAGUGUUAACUCUGCAGCUGCCACUGGGAUUGCUCAGCAGGCUGUCUUACUGGGGAACUCUAACAGUCCCACAUUAACUGCCAGCCAGGCACAAAUGUACCUUCGGGCUCAGAUGGCACAGCAAAGUAACCUUGUGCAAGUAGCUAGGACCCUAGGACGUGCUGUUCCUUUGUCCCCCCAGCUCAUUUUCACACCCACUGCCACAGUCGCUGCUGUCCAGCCUGAGGUCACCAUCUCUCCUGCGAACCAACAAUCAGCUGCUCCACAGGUGCAAAAUUUAGCAAUCAGAAGUCAACAGAAUACAGCGGCAACAGUCCAGCCACAACUUCAAAGCGUCGCUCUGAAAGCUACUCCAUCUGUUCAGCAAGCUUCAACUACCUCCCAGCCUAAAACCACAGGGCUAGCUCCUAUGGCAGCUACCAAAGGAGGCCAGCCUGAAAACAUGGCCGAAAGUGGAAAGAAAAGUGAAAUAGUCAGCUCUUCCAGCACUGACACCAGAGCAGUCAGUGUGAGCCCCACAGCAACCCCUGUGACCACACAUGCUCUCAUUACCACAGCGUACGCACAGAUUCAGCCGCAUCAGUUAAUGCACCAACAACAGCAACAGCUUCAGUUACAGCAGCAACAACAGAAACACCUGCAGCAUCAGUUUGUCCUUCAGCAGCAGCAGCUUCAGCACCGACACCAGCAGACCCAGCCCCAGCAGACCCAGCUCAUCCACACCAGCACCCAGCUCCAGCCACUGCCAGCACAGCAGCCCCAGAGUGUGGCUGUACAGCCCAGUGCCCAGACCCAGGCCAGCGUGCAUCCUCAGGCACAGCACUGUCAGACUGUUGUCCAGCAGAAACAUCAGGCCCUGCACCUUCAGGGGGCUCACCCCCCGAGCCCGGUCCUGCAGCCCGUCACUCAGGCCCAGCAGAGUUUGCAGUCAGGCUCCCAGCCCAACCAGCCGGAUGGCCUGCUCAACAGUCAUGGACAGACUCACCAAACGCACCAGCACCAACUGGCACCGCAAACCACUGCAGUAAAUCUCCAAAUCCAGCCAGCCGCACACGUGAUCCAGCAGUGCCAGAGGAGCAGCCAGGACAUUGGCAGGAGAGAGAAGCUGGACACAGCCGUUGAGAAAGGGCCCUUGGAGAAAGCUGCAGCUCAGACAGCCCCUCAGUCCUCUACGUGCUUAAUAACGUCCGAUCAGAAGAAAACUGAAUCCACCAAGUCUGUAACACAAGGGAAAGCUCCAGAGAGUGUUAAUGUAAAGAACACCAGCCCUGCCCCCACCAUGACAUCCGGGAAUGGCAACACAACUUCAUCUGUAACUGCAAGUGUGCCUCAGAGCACAGAGAACAAACCCCCACAGGCGAUUGUCAAACCACAGAUCCUGACCCAUGUCAUUGAAGGGUUUGUCAUACAGGAGGGGGCUGAACCUUUUCCAGUUGGCCGUUCUUCAUUGCUGAUUGAAAAUCUGGCAAAACAAAAGCAGCAGCAGCAGGCAUCCGUGCAGCCCACAGAGAAACUACCCCAGCUGAAUAACGCAGACUCCGAGAUGGAUGACCUCAGCCAGCAAGACUCAAAGGAAAAGGAAGAGGAUGCUCUCAAACUGAAGUGUGAAUUUUGCGGAAGGCUUGAUUAUGCUCAUAAGUUUAAGGGAUCAAAGCGAUUCUGCUCCAUGGCCUGUGCAAAGAGGUACAAUGUUGGCUGCAGUAAACGAGUGGGUCUCUUCAAACCCGAUAAAAGCAAAUAUUUGCAGAAGAAGGAAGGAGGCAAAUUAGGGCGAAGAGGGCCAAGGAAGAAUAAUUUGCACAAUGCCAAUAAAGAGCAACACAAGAAACAACCUAAGCAGCCACCAGCCAAUGUAGGGUUAAAUCAGGAGGACUCAAGCAGAGGUUCAGAUAACUCCAGCUAUGAAGAACCGCUGUCACCGAUCUCUGCCAGCUCCUCAACAUCUCGGAGGCGCCAGAACGAACGAGAGUUGGAUAUUCAUGAUAUGAGGGUGCGAGAGCCAAUGGGAAUUGGUCACCACUUCUUGCCCAAUGACCCCACCAAGUGGAAUGUGGAGGAUGUCUGUGAGUUUAUCCGUUCAUUGCCAGGUUGCCAGGAGAUCGCUGAUGAAUUCCGGGCACAGGAAAUUGAUGGCCAGGCCCUUUUGCUGCUCAAAGAAGAUCAUCUGAUGACUGCCAUGAACAUUAAGUUAGGGCCAGCUUUGAAAAUUUAUGCCCGCAUCAACAUGCUGAAAGAUUCUUAACAAAAAGCUAUGGGAAAUCAAGAAGGAUGUUGGACAACUAGAGUAACGGCUACACUAUAAGCCCAGGUUUCUGGUCACUGUGAUGAUAGUACUCUUUUGGAAAGAAAAUGGAAGUGUUGUACAACAAAUUCAAACUACAAUGACCACAACACAAUACAAUUAUUGGCUUCAUGAGAAGCUUGCAUUCGGGUACCAUUUUUCCUGAAUAUGGAAAAGGAAGUGCUAUUCCAUAAGCAAAAAUAAACGCAGAAGUAUUGGCGCACGGAGUCUUCUCCCCAAGGUGAUUCGAUGCAUUGAGUGUUUAGAUGAUACUUUUACAGAAUGUUGUGACCCUGCCAGUGGUUGGCAACUGGACACCUCAUUGACAUCCUGAAAAUAAUUGUUUUUUGGAGUUAGAUCUGUCCUGAGGUUGGUCUCUGUUUGAAUCUGCAUGUUUAGAGAUUAGACUCGCUGUAGAAUGAUUUGAUAAUCAACAGAUCUAUUUUGUGAUCUUUUAAUGUGCCUGGAAUAACAAUGGUGCUGUAAAAUGACUCUAAUUGUAAUUGUAUAAGGCUGGCUGAUGAAGUAUUUGUGUGGAUGUUCCUGUUUCUAGAAUUUUUAGAUCAUGUAAAAGAAACAAGUGACUUAAUGUUCUGUCUGUGUGGCAGUAUUUCCUUUACAAGUUACAGCUUCAACCCUCGCCUGUAAACAUUCUUUCCCAACAUGCCAUAGAUUUCAUUUUCCAAGGUCCUUUAUCCCCCUCUGAGUUCUUCUUUCCUAAACAUUUUAAUAGCGAUUCAGAAAGCUGAACAGUCCAUAAUUUAGUAUUUCAACUGAAAAUAUUGUUCUGUAGCAAAUGGAUUAAACUGAAAGGUUGAGAUGACAUACAACUGGCUCUUGUGUGAUUUAGUGUGAGAAUCCAAAGGAGAAUUCCCCAAGUGGGAGAGGGCAUUUCUCCCAGUCCAGUUGCCACUUGUGUAUCUGCUAAAUAAUCCAGGGCACAGUUUGAUUCUUGGCAGUGAACGGGUAGAACCAGUCACAAUCCUGUGCUUGCCUAAUGGCUAUAUACACACUUUCAUUAUAUCAACAGGAGCUGGUUCUCACCUCUCUUCUUGCAAUCCCCCCCCACCCCCCAGCCAACUGUCCACCACCACCACCACUCGUAAUCGAACCCCAGAGGCAAAUUGAGACAGACUGCCUUCAAUUUGGAAUCUGCAGCUUUGCACCGAUUUAUAACUGUCGCAUUCUUCCACCUGAAAUCUCCCCGCUGUUCUUGGUGAACUAGUUUUGGUAAAAGUGGUGUGGUUAUUCGUGCAGUGCGGCCACUUUCAAUGCUGGCCAAAGCUCUGUAGCCAGUUGGGUUGCAACAAAAACAGUCUUUUGGCUAAUUGCAAGCAUUUGUGGUCUCAUGACAGCAUACUGUUUAUGGUAUAAUACUACCUCUUCUUAUUGAUGAAUACUAUAUUUAUAGACCUUGGACACAGACAAAGACCAACGAAAUUAAAAAUUAAGGGAGACCUUACAAGGCAAGAUACUGAAAUGUAGCUUUAACCAUUGAUCUUUAAUGUUGUUAAAGUGACAACAUACUUUUGACCUGCAGCUGGUCACUUCUCUAUUUAGUCUUGUGCAGGCAGUUCUUAAAUUGAAAAUCUGAUUUCCUUCAACAUUUACAUACACAGAAGAUUUCCAGCAUCCCUUUCUCUUGCUUCCCAGUUGCCAUAGGUGAUUCAAGUACUUAAACUUAAAAGGAAGAAAAGUAUAUGAUCACACUGAGCAACUGAAAUGUAUAGAUUUAAUUCUGGUAAGUACUUCAUACCAGUCACAGAAAGUGAAAUAUUGGCUUGCCAACAAACCUUUCUCUUUUUAUUCUAUGUUACAAGAAUUUCAUUUUAUUUUUGCCAGAAGCUAAAAGAAAACAGAAAUAUUUCAGUCCAUCAUCUUCAAGUUUCACGAGGAUACUGAGGCUAAUUUUAAAAAAGUUUUUAGCUCCCUGAUAACUUUGUUCAAAACUGGCACAUUUGCUUUUGGAAAGUCUGCACUAUUAUUUAGUUGAAAUGUAACAGACAUUGCAAACAAUGGAUUAUGAUGCAUUUUGUAUUCUUUUUGACUUGGUACCUUGUCUGGCAAGGAAGGCAAUGCCCUACUGAAGGUUGUGUGUAUUCUCAGCUUAUGAAAUUAUGUAGCAUUUUAGAGUGUACAAGAAUCAUGCUUUCUCUAAUUACAGUGACUGUAUUCCAUAUAAGGCAACCACUUUUUGUGCUCUACAAAUAGAAAGAUUCAGAUGACCAAAAACAGCACAUAUUGAGUAAUGUUGGUUACCAGACUUGGUCAUUUCCCUGUCCUGUUUGUUUUCUCCUUAGAAGAAGUACUGUGUUGAUUACGUUUCAAUGUUCAUUUGUUCAGGACUUGAAUUUGUGUUAAGUCAUUUGUAGAUUUUUUUUAAAGCUUUCAAUUAUUUUUGUGUGUUUUGUGUUUGUAUUUUUGUUAAAAACCAUUAGUAUUGAAAUGUUUAUUUGACAAAAUGAUGUCUGAAAUAACAGUCGGCUCAAUCCACAAAAACUAUAUUCAAAUGAAUGAAAUUGCAUUGUCCUUUUUGACAUGAUUAUGUCUUGCGCACCUGAUUUGCCGUCUUGCGCACCUGACGCACCUGAUUCAGCUAUUACAUGCACUGCCAACUGUGGUACUCAUGCAUUAACCAAGGGACUCCCAAGUGCAGUUCAGUGAUUUCAGUCAGAGACCAAUGGUCAGAUGCUACAGCUGGUUUCAGUGCCCCAUGGCAAGAUGGGGGAGCGAGUGAGGACAAAUCACCAGAAUCCCUGAUUCUAACUAGUCAUCCACAGUGGAAAGGUGACUGAUGACAACCACGCUGGACACGGCUGGGCUUAUUCCCUAGGUUGUGUCGGCUGCAUGAGGCUUGAUCAUCAAAUUAUCCCUAGCAGUGAUGGCUACUAAGGCAAGGUGCCAAGAGUGCUGCCAGUGUUAAUGAAACUAAAUCACAAGAAACCAGUUCUUUCAGGAAAUGAGGGCGGAAAUUCGAUAGGAAGGCACUCUAAACCUCCUACUUUCACCCCCUUACCCCCUCCACCCCCAAAAAAAACACACAGGCAGGUAGGCUGUCAGACAGGAAAGUGAAGGCUCACUGGACCCUCUGCUUUCUCUGCGGAUGUUGCCAGACUGGCUGAGCUUUUCCAGCAACUUCUGCUUUUGUUACAGAAAAGUGUUUGCUUUUGGCAUGGAAUUCUUAUUUCACGCUGACUGAGUGGAGUUCUCAGACUGCUGUUCAAAUGUUUACCAACUUGAAAUAUUCCAUAUUUGUUGAUAACCUAUAAAAAUUUGACAUAUUUGGACAGUACCAGAUUUGUUAUCCCUAUUAAAGUAGCACAUUUUGCCUACCAAGAACCACAAUCUCAUUCUUGUUUCCUCAAUUUUUCUCUAAUCUUGAGAUAUUAGUACAAAAGAAAGUGUUAGACAUUUUUAACUAUAUAUUUCUUUAAAGUGUCAUCUCUGGCCAAUGACGACUUCCUUCAUUGAAGUACUUAAGUGGUUUUUUUUAAAAAAAGCAAUGAACAAUUCAGGACUAAGAGCUGCUAUUUUGACAGAUAACUAACUUUUUCGGCCAAAUUACAAAACUCAAAUGGAGUUACUUGAAAUUGGGUCGGAAUUUAUUUAGUUUUUCCUAAUUUUGUCUUUUUUUGCUAAAAUUCAAUUUUUUAAAAAAAAAUGUUUAAAGCCAUUCUCAAGACCUCUUGUACUGUUUGAGUGCCUGCCUCAGGUUUUCAAUUAUAUUUCAAAGUGUAAUGCACAUAGUUUAAAAUAAAAACUACAAAGAUAUUCACUUACAAAGCUAUCUAUUUGCAGUAACUGUCCUUAUUUCAACAAACGUUUGACUAAGUUUGAGUAGUUUGUGGUGAUUGACAUCAAUGUGAAUUGAAAUUGCAAUGUUUACAUUCUUACAAGAUGAUAUUUCACUUUCCUGUUAACAACCUGUGUUGCCUGGUUUUGUUACAUUACAUAAACAGUAAAUUCCAUACCAAAACUGACAACAUAAGCUCCUAUGGAUGCGUUGAGAAUAAUUACUGAGUGAUCAAUUACUUUUGACUGCAGGCUUUUUUCUUUUGUGUUGAUGCAUAAUAAAUUGAUUUUAAAAA